CGCCUCGAAUUGCAGGCUGCAGUUGCACAUUAUUGCAUUUUUUGGCGGAAGGCAAAGACGGCAACACUACACUUGUUGAGCGUUUAGUUAGCUAGAAAAUAAUAUAAGCUAGUCGUUAAUUGUGAAACAAAGGUCUAAAUAGUGUAGUCGCAUACAACGAACGAGUUAAUCUGUGUGUGAGUCGUGGGACAGUCAGAAGCUGUCUGUCUAGCUACAUUUUGGUGGAGUGUAGAUGGCUUUCUACCUACAGUAGUUGUCAAAGCUAGCUAACUAUGAAUGGGAACGCGUUCGCUGUUUUGGCUGCAAAGAGCUUGAUACUUGGCUAAAAGAAUAGUGAUAGCUAGCUACCUAACUGGGUUGCUUGCGUGAUCGCUUAAUGAUUUCGUAGCUAGCAGCACAGCAGAAACAUUCGAUUAACGUUAGAUAAAUAACUAGCUAGCUAGCCCGGUGGUUAGUAUGCUAGUCUAGCUAACGAUGUAAACAGCUAACUUAGCUAGCUAGCUAACAUUAUUAACUAGCUAACUUUGAGCAGAGGGUCAGUCCCUCUCAGUUGAGCACCGGAUCCUUUUACAUUAUGAAAAACUGUGAGUACCAGCAAAUUGACCCACGGGGACUUUCAACACCCUCGUCAACGCAACCCUGUAACGUUACCGAAAAUAAUGUGCAGAGCCGGCCUCGAAGAAAAUGGGAAGUAUUUCCAGGGAAAAAUCGCUUUUAUUGCGAUGGACGGAUUAUUCUGGCCAGACAAAGUGGUAUCCUGCCUCUGACACUCGGCCUUAUCAUUGUCACAAGUGGCCUUUUCUUUGCAUUCGACUGCCCAUUCCUGGUGACUCACCUGACCGUCUGCAUACCUGUGAUUGGUGGAGCGUUGUUUGUGUUUGUGGUCACCUCCCUACUGCAGACCAGCUUUACAGACCCCGGCAUCCUGCCUAGGGCCCUGCCAGAUGAGGCUGCAGACAUUGAGAAACAGAUAGACACCUCAGGUUCCUCCACGUACCGCCCCCCUCCGCGCACCAAAGAAAUCCUCAUUAACCAGCAGGUGGUGAAGCUUAAGUAUUGCUUCACCUGCAAGAUGUUCCGCCCUCCUCGGACCUCACACUGCAGUAUGUGUGACAACUGUGUGGAGCGGUUCGAUCACCAUUGCCCGUGGGUGGGGAACUGUGUGGGCAAGCGCAACUACCGCUUCUUCUACAGCUUCAUAGUCUCUCUCUCCUUCCACACCUCCUUCAUCUUCGGUUGUGUCGUCACACACCUCAUGCUGCGAUCCCAAGGAGGGAAUGGCUUAGUCCUGGCCUUACAGGAGAGUCCUGCCAGUGUGGUUGAGCUAGUUAUUUGCUUCUUCUCCAUCUGGUCUAUUCUGGGCCUCUCUGGUUUCCAUACAUACUUGGUGGCCUUCAACCUCACAACAAAUGAAGAUAUAAAAGGCUCCUGGUCGAGUAAAAGAGGUGCAGAGGACUCUGGGAAUCCCUACACUUACGACAAUAUCUUUACCAACUGCUGUGCAACGCUGUGUGGGCCCAUGCCCCCCAGUCUAAUUGACAGAAGAGGCUUUUUGCCCCCUGAAGACAUUCCACCUGCUGUUGCAGUGGACAUGGAGCGUCCCCCUUUCCUGGCCAAGAAUGACACAAACAUGUGCACUCAGAGGACUAAGGACCUUCUGGAGAGGGUGAUCCGCUCUUCUGAGCUCCAGGGCCUGUGGCCCCCCGGCACCCCCAAGACUGUCCCUGGCCAGGAGUUGAGAGCCAGCCCAGAGUCCAGGUCCCCAGCCCCCUCCUCCUCCGCUGGGCCUCCCUCCACGGGCUGCUCUAGGUCCGCCAAUGGGUUUCCCGCCACGGGCUGCUCUGGGUCUGCCAAUGGGCCUCCCCCAACGGGGUGCUCAGGGCGCCAGGCCCCGCCCAUGGACUGUCGCCCUGUGAGCAGCAGCAAGAGACCCUCACUGCACUCCAACAACCCGGCCUUCCGCCUGGCCAGCCCCUCUCCCUCCUUCACCCACAAUACCAUCAUCCUGGGAGACGCUCCUGACAUGGGCUUCAUCCAACUGCACUGAGCGCGCUCAGUGGCUCCAGUAGGACUGCUUAAGAGAACAUUCCCCUUCCACACAGCUCCCUGGAACUAAUUAGUGGCUACACUGCCUUGAACCUUUGCCAUCACAUUUUUUUAAACCAUUAACUUUUUCAUGGAACUUACUGCGUCUUCUUCUAAACUCAGGACUUAAGCCAGUGUUUUCCCCUGUCCUGUUGGUGAUGACUUAGCUGGUAAACAUUAUUUUCAUAGAAUGUUUUAUUCCUCAACGGAAAGAUCUCCUACAGGCAGAAAGUUAAACUUGGUAACACUGACAAGCACAAAUAGUUUAUAAAAGUUUUUAUACACUGAUUCAUAGAACAUUUGUUUCACAAAGCUUCAAGCCAUAUGUACUCACUUACUUGGCAGGUGUUCCAGCAUAGUAACUAAGGAAGCAGCCUCUUUGCCUUUUAUGUACUCUGUUCUAUUACCUCUUAUGCAAAUCAUUCAUACACACACCCCUAUUCUGCCAUAGGUGUGAGGGCUUUUUUUAGUGGAUAAUAGGGUUUUGGGCUAACUGGCUUCCUAUGCUCUUUGUCUCAGCUGUAGUGAAAACACCCAAGGUCUCCCAGUGUAAAGGGCUCUGUGAAGUUACUUUCCACCCCCUCGUUCUACUCUACUGUCUUUUGGAUCGGCCAUGCCGUGGAUAUUGUUAUGUAUGUUUAGGCCUUGGCUGCAGUUGAGACAGUGACUCACUUUGAUUGGAUGGGACAAGUGCUGUAGUGGGCUGUUUCCCAAGGUUGCUGACGGCUGACAUUGUAAUCUGUUGAACCUCUUUUUCUUAGGCUGAAAAGGUGUUCAGAUUGAUUGUUAGAUUUAAACUCAGACUUGCUUUUGUAUAUUUAUUUGUCGCUGUGUUUAAGAGAGAGUGUCAGUGAGGCAGAGAGAGUGUAGGUGUAAAUGUGAAAAUGCUUGUGAAUUUAUUCUGGUAUUCUGUGUUUGAACUGACUGGGACUAGACUUUAUUGACUGUCCAAGCUAAAUGAACAUGUGCUUUAGGAGAAGAGUUCAUUGUGAGCUUGCAUUUUUGAUUGUCCUUUGAAUGUUCCUUUUACAUUUAUUCUCAUUUAAGCACUGAGACUUGAUCCAAAUACAAAUUCAAUACUG
Messenger RNA from Coregonus clupeaformis (lake whitefish), 3167 nucleotides. Its product is annotated as palmitoyltransferase ZDHHC18-A-like. Gene Ontology annotation, cellular component: Golgi apparatus; endoplasmic reticulum. Gene Ontology annotation, molecular function: protein-cysteine S-palmitoyltransferase activity. NCBI's taxonomy places the organism in Eukaryota, Metazoa, Chordata, Actinopteri, Salmoniformes, Salmonidae. The coding region runs from base 575 to 2047 and encodes 490 amino acids. Gene Ontology annotation, biological process: protein targeting to membrane; peptidyl-L-cysteine S-palmitoylation. The transcript is spliced from 9 exons. The record is from RefSeq and is a predicted model, not a curated record.